AUGGGUAUAAGUAAGGAAGAUGACGCUCGCGUUCCCCUUUUAUUCAACGAGCCAAUUGAUGCAAAUCAUGAAUCGUGGGCGGCCGCCAUGGCAAAGUCCGGCCAGAACGACCCAGAGCCUCUCCGCAUCAGAGAGCGCCUGAGUCAUUUCAACGGAAUGCUGCUCUUUGUAAUGAUUUACAUGGCCUUUUGCGCUCUCAACUUUGGCUAUGAUGUUGGGACCUUUGGCGGCGUGCAGGGAAUGCAGAGCUUUACCACAAUGUUUGGCCAACGUGACCCCAAUACUGGCUUAUACGUUUUGCCGGGGUGGUUAUCGUCUGUUAUGACGGCGACUCCUUUCCUCGGCAAGGCCUUGGGAUGCAUAUGUGCAGGAGCUUUGGCUGAACGUUGGGGACGUCGGGCGGCAGUUCUUGGGCUUUGCAUCUCGUCUAUCGUCGGCGCACUACUUCAAGUCAGUGCGCAUUCUGCGACCCAAUUCACUGUUGGAAGAGUCAUCACCUUCACCAUGACAGGAAUGGCCAUUGUCGUCGUCCCCAUAUACCAAGCCGAGACGGCACCCAAGGUCCUACGAGGCAUGUUCACCUCGACGAUCCAGCUAAUGAUUGUUCUCGGUCAGCUCAUUGCUACCCUGGUCACAUAUGGCACGCAGGAUAUCCCUGAGCCAAGAGGAUGGCAGAUCCCCGUGGGACUUCAACUGAUCAUUCCUGUCGUGAUUCUUGCUUUCCUCCCCCUUUUGCCCGAAUCUCCUCGCUGGUUGCUGAGCCGUGGGCGCAAGGGUGAUGCAUUACGCAGCCUUACCAAGCUCAGGGGCUCAGCUUCGGAAGGAGAAGUGAGUAAAGAGAUUGAGGCCAUUGAAUAUGCGCGUGCGAAUGAGCAGCAGGGCUCGUGGUCCGAUGUUUUCAGUGACAAGCAUAGAGUGAGGACAAUGGUCGCUGUGCUAGUCAUGUUCGGACAGCAGAUCACGGGCCAGGCGUUCCCAUCCCAAUAUGGCGUCGUGUUCUAUCUGUCACAGGGUUUCGGAAGCCAGGCCUUCUUGUUCAAUGUCAUCAGUAACAUAAUUGCACUUGCGGCCGUGGUGAUCACCCUUUUUCAUGUCGACUCAGUGGGCAGGCGGCCAGUACUUCUGGUCGGGGGCGCAUUCAUGGGUGCAUUUCUCUUCAUUUUGGGUGGGAUGGGGACUCUGGUGAGCUCAACUAUGAACGUACAUGAGCGGAACGUGAUUGUGGCUUCUCUCAUGAUGUUCUCAUUCUUCUUCAAUCUGUCAUGGGCUCCUAUAUCGUACGUCGUCGUCUCGGAGACUGCAGCCCUCUGCGUCAAAGAAAAGACAAACCUCCUCGCAUGCGUCGUAUCAGUACUUACGACCUUCAUCACGUCUUUCACCUGCCCGUACCUCAUCAACCCGCAAUACGCCGGUCUGGGCAGCAAGGUCGGGUUCGUGUACGGGUCGUUUGCUUUCGCCAUGGUAGGGCUUGCUUACUUCCUGAUUCCAGAACUCAAAGGCCGCACGCUCGAAGAGGUCGAUCAACUGUUUGAGAGCAAGGUCCCUCUGAGGAAAUUUGGCGGUGUCCGGACGAUGACGGCAGAGGAGUUAUAUCAAGGGGAUUUAGCUCCGAGGGGAAGAGGGAUCGGCGGUGGCAAGCUACAUGAUAAUGAACGAUAA
Clonostachys rhizophaga is the source of this 1659-nucleotide messenger RNA. The record is from the annotation of a GenBank genome assembly. Lineage: Eukaryota; Fungi; Ascomycota; Sordariomycetes; Hypocreales; Bionectriaceae.